AUGUCGGGUGCAGUUGGCCGUGAGCCUGUUUUUCCGACUCGCCAGUCGCUGGGGUUGAUGAAGAGCAAGCUGAAGGGGGCGGAAACCGGUCACAGCUUGCUUAAACGUAAGAGCGAAGCUCUGACGAAGCGUUUCCGAGAGAUCACACGCCGUAUCGAUGAGGCAAAGCGCAAGAUGGGUCGUGUCAUGCAAAUUGCAGCUUUCUCCCUCGCCGAAGUGAGCUAUGCUGUUGGCGGAGAUAUCGGAUACCAAGUGCAAGAAUCGGCCAAGCAGGCCAGAUUCCGGGUCCGAGCGAAGCAAGAGAACGUUUCUGGUGUCUUUCUUCCGCAAUUCGAGAGCUAUACCCAGGAGGGUGUCAAUGACUUCGCCUUGACUGGACUCGGCAAGGGAGGACAGCAGAUUCAGCGAUGCAGAGAGACCUAUGCUCGGGCUGUGGAGACCUUGGUCGAAUUGGCCAGUCUUCAGACCGCAUUCUUGAUUUUGGAUGAGGUUAUUAAGGUCGUCAACCGAAGAGUAAAUGCAAUUGAGCAUGUUAUCAUUCCUCGCACUGAAAACACUAUCAAAUAUAUCAAUUCCGAGCUUGAUGAACUUGAUCGCGAAGAGUUCUACCGCCUGAAGAAGGUCUCUGGCAAGAAGCAGAGAGAUACUGCCGCAGCUGACGCCGAGAUUCUUGCAGCUCGGAAGAAGCAGGAAGCUGAAGAAGCGGCGGCGGGCGGAUCUGCUCCAGCGAAACCGGAACCAGAAGCAGAAGCUGCCGACGUCCUCGGGGAGAAUGAGGACAACGAUGUCAUUUUCUAA
Penicillium diatomitis is the source of this 798-nucleotide messenger RNA. RefSeq names its product H(+)-transporting V1 sector ATPase subunit D. The record is from RefSeq and is a predicted model, not a curated record. Gene Ontology annotation, cellular component: vacuolar proton-transporting V-type ATPase complex; fungal-type vacuole membrane. Gene Ontology annotation, molecular function: proton-transporting ATPase activity, rotational mechanism. NCBI's taxonomy places the organism in Eukaryota, Fungi, Ascomycota, Eurotiomycetes, Eurotiales, Aspergillaceae. The transcript is spliced from 8 exons. The coding region runs from base 1 to 798 and encodes 265 amino acids. Gene Ontology annotation, biological process: vacuolar acidification.